AUGGUGGCUGCUACAAAGAAUAAAGCUAGAGGCAGCCAAGGGCAGUUUCCACUUACACAGAACGUCACGGUUGUUGAAGGGGGAACGGCAAAUUUGACCUGCAGGGUCGAUCAAAAUGAUAACACCUCCCUCCAGUGGUCAAAUCCAGCUCAACAGACACUGUACUUCGAUGACAAGAAAGCUCUGAGGGACAACAGAAUUGAGUUGGUCCGAGCUUCGUGGCAUGAGCUGAGCAUCAGUGUUAGUGAUGUGUCUCUGUCAGAUGAAGGGCAGUACACCUGCUCUUUAUUUACUAUGCCUGUCAAAACUUCCAAGGCUUUUCUCACUGUUCUUGGUGUUCCUGAGAAGCCACAAAUCACUGGAUUUACCUCACCAGUUAUGGAGGGAGAGAGGAUGCAGUUAACUUGCAAGACGUCUGGUAGUAAACCAGCAGCGGAUAUCAGAUGGUUUAAGAACGACAAAGAAGUUAAAGAUGUUAAAUAUUUAAAAGAAGAAGACGCAAAUCAUAAAACCUUCACAGUCAGCAGCACGUUGGAUUUCCUAGCAGAUCGCAAUGAUGAUGGUGCAGUUGUAAGUUGCAGAGUAGAUCAUGAGUCCCUAAACUCCACACCUCAGAUAGCAAUGCAUGUUCUAGAAAUACACUAUACACCUUUAGUUAAAAUCAUUUCUUCCAAUUCAUGGCCUGAAGAAGGACAGUCUAUAAUUUUGACUUGUGAAUCCAAAGGAAAACCAGUGCCAGAACCAGUACUGUGGACGAAGGAUGGUGGAGAGCUACCAGAUCCAGAGAGAAUGGUUGUCAAUGGCAGGGUCCUAAGCAUCAGUUUCCUAAACAAAACAGACAAUGGCACAUACCGAUGUGAAGCAAAAAACCCUAUUGGCCGAAACAGCACAGAAUAUGUCCUGAUAGUACAUGAUGUUUUCAACACUUUGCUUCCCACUACUGUCAUCCCCUCCCUUACCUCUGCAACAGUUACAACCACUGUAGCCUUAACAACCAGCACAACCACAUCGGCAACAGCCAUCAGCACUGGAGAUCCAAAUGCUUUGGCUGGACAGACCGGACCUGACCAUGCUCUUAUAGGAGGAAUAGUGGCUGUAGUUGUCUUUGUAACACUAUGUUCUAUAAUUCUCCUUGGUCGAUACCUGGCAAGACAUAAAGGAACAUAUUUAACAAAUGAAGCAAAAGGAGCUGAAGAUGCACCUGAUGCCGACACAGCCAUUAUCAAUGCAGAAGGCAGCCAAGUCAAUGCAGAGGAGAAAAAAGAGUAUUUCAUUUAG
This is a messenger RNA of Colius striatus (speckled mousebird), 1278 nucleotides long. RefSeq names its product cell adhesion molecule 2 (gene CADM2). The record is from RefSeq and is a predicted model, not a curated record. Lineage: Eukaryota; Metazoa; Chordata; Aves; Coliiformes; Coliidae. Bases 1 to 1278 code for a protein of 425 amino acids. The transcript is spliced from 11 exons.